CUGGUAUCGAAAGAGACCCCCCAGUCUUGCACCUAGCUUUUCAAGAGCAGCAUUGUGAACUUCCUUCAAUCGCCACCCUACUGUUCGCCCCUUUCUCCCAUCAUCUCCUCCCACCUCCUAUCAUCUCCCUCUCUCAUCAAGCACCGUCAUCUCACAUCAGUCUCGGUCCCGAUUUUGCGUCAAGAUAGCUUUCACUCCCUACCCGUCCCUCCACAUUCGCCCCACUUGUUCUAACGGGUGGGCAUUAUAAAACAAAAAAUUCUCCGUUAAUUUCGCUCUCCUCUGUCGGUAUAAUGGACAUAUCCGACGAUCAGGCUAUGGUCAUAGACGGGUUGGACCAAGACAACGGAAAAACUCAAGAUGUCACCAUAAUAAGUCCACAGCAGUCGAUAGAUUCCGGUUCUGCUGAUGACAAGGACUCUAUAGUGUUGGCCGAUGACUAUGAAGCUAUGAAGAAAACCCUUCUUCCAGAUCUCCCCGAUAUCGAGACAGAAGAUGAGACUACCUAUACAUGGAAGAUUGAAAAUUGGAGAAAAAUGGAGCGGAGGUCCCAUGGUCCAGCAUUUCAUUGCGGCGGCUCUCCAUGGCGUGUUCUCUUUUUUCCGCAAGGAAACAAUUGCGACUUCACAUCUUUCUACCUUGAGCAAGGCUUUGACGAAAAACCUCCGGAGAGUUGGUAUAAAUGUGUUCAAUUCGGACUUGUGCUCUGGAAUCCGAAUGACCCAUCGGUACACGUGACACACCAGGCCCAUCAUCGUUUCACGGCCGAUGAAGGUGAUUGGGGGUUUACGAGGUUUACUGAGCUAAGGUCGUUGAUGUCCACAACAAAGGAAAGGGCACGGCCACUCGUUGAGGACGAAUCCGCGAACCUCACAGCAUACGUUCGUGUCGUAAAGGAUCCAACGGGUGUCUUAUGGCAUAACUUUCUGAACUACGAUUCAAAGAAAGAAACCGGUUAUGUUGGACUCAAAAACCAAGGUGCUACAUGCUACCUGAAUUCUCUAUUGCAAUCGUUAUACUUCACCAAUAGCUUUCGGAAGGCUGUCUACCAGAUCCCUACCGAGAACGAACCGCUCUCAAAUAGCGCACUCACUCUGCAGCGCUUAUUUUAUCUCCUCCAGACGUCCAAUGAAGCAGUUGGGACCUACGAGCUCACACGAUCCUUUGGAUGGGAGACACAGGAUAUAUUCGCCCAACAAGAUGUCCAGGAACUCAAUCGCAUUUUAAUGGAGAGCUUGGAACAGAAGAUGAAAGGAACCGAGGCAGAAAAUUCUCUGACAAAAUUGUUUGUAGGGAAGACGAAAACCUAUAUCAAGUGCAUCAAUGUGGACUACACGUCCGAGAGGAUUGAGGACUUUUGGGAUAUCCAACUCAACGUACGAGGCUUCAAAAACUUGGAUGAGUCUUUCAAGGAUUAUAUUGCGGUUGAGACGAUGGAUGGGGAGAAUAAAUACUUUGCUGAAGGCCAUGGACUCCAAGACGCAAAGAAAGGAGUGAUAUUCGAAUCUUUCCCAGAAGUUCUACAUCUCCAUCUAAAACGUUUCGAAUACGAUUUGAACACGUAUGCGAUGCAGAAGGUGAACGACCAUUACGAGUUUCCCCAGGAGUUUGAUGCGGCUCCGUAUCUCUCCGAAGAUGCCGAUAAGUCGGAGCCUUAUUCUUAUGCCCUACAUGGUGUUUUGGUACAUAGCGGUGAUCUCAAUGCGGGCCAUUAUUACGCUUUUCUGAAACCUGAGAAGGAUGGCAAGUUCUUGAAAUUUGAUGAUGAUCGUGUGACGAAGGCAACCCUGAGGGAGACAAUGGAUGAGAACUUUGGAGGUGACUAUGGGCCAGCUACUAAUGGGCUUCCGAGAAACCCACAAGCCCGGGCCAUUUCUAUAAAAAGGUCCAUGAAUGCCUAUAUGUUGGUUUAUCUCCGAAAAAAUAAGAUCGACGAGAUCUUACCCACAGUGAGCGAAGAGGACACGCCUGCGCAUCUACAGAAGAAACUGGAUGAGGAAAGAGCAACUCGUGAAUUACGCAAGAGAGAAAGGGAUGAGCAACACUUAUACCUCAACGUGAAGGUUAUUACAGAGAGUCAGUUCAAAGCCCACCAAGGUUUCGACCUUACCUCCUGGGAUGACAAAGAUCAACCUGAGGAGGCGCAGCCAAGGCACUACCGGGUCCUCAAAGCUUCUCUGGUUAAAGACCUUGUUGAAAAGGUAGCCGCAGAUAUUCGUGUUGAUCCCGGUAAUGUGAGAUUAUGGAUAAUGGUCAAUCGCCAAAAUAAGACUGUUCGUCCGGACCAGCCCAUCACUAUGCCAGAAAUGAGUAUUGAGGACGCCUCAAAUAAGCAUAACAACAAGUCGAGCGACUUUAGACUAUGGGCGGAGGUUGCAACUGAGACUAAACCAGGCAAAAACCUUGAGCCCUGGGCUCAGGCUCGAGACUCAAACAGUGCUUGGAUAGUUGUAUUUCUCAAACGCUAUGACCCCGAGUCACAGACACUGCGCGGGGUUGGCCAUUUAUACAUGCGGAAAAACGACAAAGUUGCAGAGUUAAUACCGGCGAUUCUGACCGAAAUGAACUGGCCGCAAAACACACUCCUAAGGCUUUACGAGGAAAUAAAACCACAAAUGAUUGAGCCCAUGAAGCCGAAGCAAACUUUCAACCAGGCUGAGAUUCAGGAUGGCGAUAUCAUAUGUUUUCAGAGAGCCUACACCGAAAAAGAGGCACUAGCACUUUUUCAGAAGAAUCUGAUCCCUGAUGCCAAAGACUUUUACGAUCUUUUGGUCAACAGGAUUGUCAUCAAGUUUCACCCAAAGAGUCCUCAUGUCGCAGAGGGGAAAGUGUUCGAUCUGACACUUAACAAGAAAAUGACAUAUGACCAAGCACAAAAAGUUGGUGAAUAUCUUGAUGCGCCACCUACGCAUCUAAGAUUUACCACCAUCAAUGCUGCUACUGGAGGCCCUCGGUCGAUAAUCAAGCGAAGCCCCAAUACAACACUCCAUCAGAUGCUUACAACUACCUAUUACAGCAAUACGACCAUCUCACCAAAUAGUCUAUGCUAUGAAGUUUUGGAGCUAUCACUCACCGAGCUCGAGACGAUGAAAACUCUCAAGCUAUACUGGCUACCUGAGGGUAUUGUGAAGGAGGAGCAGGUCGAGAUCUUGGUCCCCAAGAAUGGCCAAGUUCAAGACAUCGCUGCGAUACUUCAAAAGAAGCUCGAACUGGAUGAUGAAACUGGGUCAAAAUUAAGAUUCUACGAAUCUCACCUUGGCAAGUUCUACAAAGAAUUGGAGCCUACCUUCGGUGUGGCCGGGAUACAAGACUACAUGAGUUUGCUAGUUGAGCGUAAACCAAAUGAGGAGCUAGAAAUGGAGGAAGGCGAUCGAUUUAUCUAUGCUUUCCACUUCCACAAAGAGCCAAGUAAGGCUCACGCUUUUGGGAUACCUUUCAAAUUUGUUGUCAAGCAGGGCGAGAUCUUUGAGAAAACCAAAGAGCGGUUGCAACUCCGAACAGGCAUCAAAGGCAAACCAUUCGAGAAGAUUAAGUUUGCUGUCGUCAGAAAAUCAAACGUUCCGAAACCCGUAUAUCUCUCGGACGAGGACAUACUUGCGGACGUAGCCUCGGAACCCGACGAUGUGCUUGGGCUAGACCACGUUGAUAAGAACAGCCGCGCCUGGGGCAGAACCGGGGGGCCAGAGAUACGGAUUAAAUAGAUGUGGCACGACCGGUUUCUCGCUUUCAUUCCUUUAAUCCUUUCAAUUUUUUUUCCCCCCUCUUCCAUCUGGAGCAUAAACUCGUGAUUCAGUUGAAGCCAUUAAAUACUUGCUUUGGUGUGGCAGAACUUUCCCCUUUUUCAUUUUCGAUAAUCUCCCUCUUUCAUUCUGGUGAUCUAUGAUUGUGUGCAGGUUUAUACGUUAUAAGCUAUGGUCGUUUGUUUUCUUCCUUCUGGCUUGGUUUCCCUUCUUUUCAUUUCUUUUCAGGGCGGUGCUGUAGUAGGGAUACCAAGGUUCUCUCUUUUUCCAUUCACUAAGUUAUGUCCUGGUGAGAGCAUGGGUUAGCUGGUAGGUAAUUGAUAAAGAAAAAAAAGACGAGAAA
Messenger RNA from Tuber melanosporum (Perigord truffle), 4083 nucleotides. RefSeq lists its product as uncharacterized. Lineage: Eukaryota; Fungi; Ascomycota; Pezizomycetes; Pezizales; Tuberaceae. Gene Ontology annotation, biological process: protein deubiquitination; regulation of protein stability. The coding region runs from base 294 to 3701 and encodes 1135 amino acids. The record is from RefSeq and is a predicted model, not a curated record. Gene Ontology annotation, cellular component: nucleus; cytosol. The transcript is spliced from 17 exons. Gene Ontology annotation, molecular function: cysteine-type endopeptidase activity; protein binding; cysteine-type deubiquitinase activity.